This is a messenger RNA of Sinocyclocheilus grahami, 1713 nucleotides long. RefSeq names its product ribonuclease inhibitor-like. The record is from RefSeq and is a predicted model, not a curated record. Bases 80 to 1471 code for a protein of 463 amino acids. NCBI's taxonomy places the organism in Eukaryota, Metazoa, Chordata, Actinopteri, Cypriniformes, Cyprinidae. Gene Ontology annotation, molecular function: protein binding. The transcript is spliced from 9 exons.
UGAUUGUGGCUUAACAGACAGAAGCUGUUCAGCUCUGGCUACAGUUCUUGGAUCAGAUACCAAUCUGAAAGAGCUGAACAUGAGCAAUAAUAAUCUGCGAGAUUCAGGAGUGAAGCUGCUCUGCACUGGACUGAAGAAUAUAGCGUGUCAUUUGGAGAUACUGAGACUCUCAGACUGCAGCAUCACUGAAGAAGGUUAUAAAGCUCUGGCUUCAGCUCUGAGAUCAAACCCUUCACACCUGAUAGAGCUGGAUCUCUCUGGAAAUGAUCCUGGACCAUCAGGAGUGAAGCAGCUCGAUGAUUUACUACAGGAUCCAAACUGUCAGCUGAAGACACUGAGGUUUUUGUGUCCUGCUGCAGAAGAAGCCUGUCAGUAUGUGAGAGGAAUUGUGGGUAAAAACCCGUUACUCCUGAGAGAGCUGGAUCUGAGUAGACGUGAACUAGGAGACACACGAGUGAAUCAGAUCGCUGCUCUACUGCAGGAUAAACACUGUACACUCAACACACUGAAUCUGUGGGGAUGCAGUAUUACAGAGGAACAGAGUCUCGUCCUGACUUCAGCUCUGAACUCAAACCCAUCACACCUGAGAGAGCUGAAUCUGAGAGGGAAUAAACCAGGAGACUCUGGAGUGAAGAGCCUCAGUGAUCUACUGAUGAACACACAAUGCAAGCUGGAGAAACUGAAUCUGUGUGGAUGCAGUAUUACAGAGGAACAGAGUCUCGUCCUGACUUCAGCUCUGAACUCAAACCCAUCACACCUGAGAGAGCUGAAUCUGAGAGGGAAUAAACCAGGAGACUCUGGAGUGAAGAGCCUCAGUGAUCUACUGAUGAACACACAAUGCAAGCUGGAGAAACUAGAUCUGUGGGGAUGCAGUAUUACAGAGGAACAGAGUCUCGUCCUGACUUCAGCUCUGAACUCAAACCCAUCACACCUGAGAGAGUUGAACCUGAGCGGGAGUAAACUAGGAGACUCUGGAGUGAAGAACCUCAGUGAUCUACUGAUGAACACACAAUGCAAGCUGGAGAAACUAGAUCUGUGUGGAUGCAGUAUUACAGAGAAACAGAGUCUCGUCCUGACUUCAGCUCUGAACUCAAACCCAUCACACCUGAGAGAGCUGGAUCUGAGCUGGAAUCACAUAACAAACACAGGAGUGAAUCACUUGUGUGACGUACUGAAGGAUUCAGGCUGUAAACUGGAGAGAUUGAGUCUAAAUCGCUGUGGUAUUACAGACGUUUCUUCUUUAACUCGGUCUUUGAGAAACACAAAAGCGCUGCGGUUUCUAAAAGAGCUUGAUCUGAGUGAUAAUAUGAUUGGAGACUCGAAGCAGCAGCUCGUCGAUGUGCUACGAGACUCAAACUGUGAACUGAGAGUAGAUGAAGAUCCAUGGCCAAGAGUCCCUGAUAGAGUUCAGCCAUCAAGAGUCCCUGAUAGAGUUCAGCCGUCACAGGAUGAUGGAUGCUGUAUAUCAUAGUUAGAGAUGAUGAUGAGAGGAGCAGUGAACAUCAGCUGAGAGCUUCACCUCUGUGUCUGUGUCUGUGAGCAGAACUACAUACAGCUGGAAGAGACUCAGACUUUACAAUCAAAAUAUGUCAUACUGAAUGAUUCGUGUUGUUUUAUUUAAAGGUGAAACAGAAGAAGAAGCUCAGAUGAGUCUGUCUGGCUCUUCAGUUUAAGAUCUACAAACAUAAUAAUAUUUGUAUUAAACUCAUCCAU